Messenger RNA from Lactuca saligna, 1278 nucleotides. The record is from the annotation of a GenBank genome assembly. NCBI's taxonomy places the organism in Eukaryota, Viridiplantae, Streptophyta, Magnoliopsida, Asterales, Asteraceae.
AUGGAGAAUUUGGGACGAUUUGAUGUGAUUGUGAUCGGAGCCGGCGUGAUGGGGAGUUCAGCGGCAUAUCAAGCAGCUAAACGUGGUCAAAAAACUCUACUCCUCGAGCAAUUCGACUUCCUACACUACCGUGGAUCAUCUCACGGCGAAUCUCGAACAAUCCGAGCAACUUACCCGGAAUCUUACUAUUCUCCAAUGGUUGUUGAAUCGGAGAAGUUGUGGAGAGAAGCAGAAUCAGAAAUCGGCUAUAAAGUUUACUUCAAAACACGACAACUGGAUUUAGGUCCGGUGGACAAUAGUUCUCUCUGCGCUCUCAUUGCCAAUUGCAAAAAACACACGCUUAAUCACCAAAUUCUCGAUCGUCAUCGAGUGAAGGAACAUUUCACCCGUAAGAUUGAGUUUCCGGAAGAUUGGAUUGCGGUUGUGACGGAGCUCGGGGGUGUCCUGAAACCUACUAAAGCAGUUGCAAUGUUUCAAACACUCGCAAUCAAACAUGGUGCAGUGCUUAAAGACAAGACGGAGAUUGUCGAUUUGGUGAGUGAUAAGCAUAACGGUGGCGUUCUGGUGAGUAGCAGAUCGGGAGAACAGUUUUGGGGGAGGAAAUGUGUGGUCACGGCGGGAGCUUGGGUGAGUAAGUUGAUUCAAAAGGUAAGUAAUGGUAGCAUGGUUUUGCCGAUACAGCCAGUGGAAACAGCUGUGUUUUAUUGGAAGAUCAAAGAGGGUCAUGAACUUGAUUACACCAUAGAAGCAGGAUUUCCAUCAUUUGCAAGCUAUGGCGAGCCUUAUAUCUAUGGAACACCGGCUUUGGAGUUCCCUGAUCUGAUCAAAGUUGCUGUUCAUGGUGGGCGGGAAUGUGAUCCAGAUAAGAGGACAUGGUGGGCUGCUACAGGGUCAGAAGGGGCAACAAUGGUUAUCGGACAUCUUAAAGAAUGGAUCAAAUUAAGGUUUGGUGAUGGAGUUAAUUGGGAAGAUGGGCCAGUGAUUACUCAAUCUUGCUUGUAUUCCAUGACACCAGAUGAGGAUUAUAUUAUUGAUUUUUUAGGAGGAGGGUUCAAUGAGGAUGUGGUGGUUGCCGGUGGUUUCUCUGGCCAUGGAUUCAAGAUGGCUCCAUUAGUUGGGAGGAUACUGACGGAUCUGGCCAUUGGCGGGAAGGCGGCAGCAGAACAACUUGAUGAAGACAUCAAGCAUUUUAAGCUUGGAAGAUUUGAAGGCAACCCCAGAGGUAAUGUGAAAGAGUUUGAAGACCAGGUUCGCCUUGCCUUAGGUAGGCAGUCUUAG